CACAGCUAGCGACGACUAGCCUCGACGAUGCGCUGCUCGUGCUCUCUCCUCCUCCUCCUCGGAAGCGCCCUCCGCGCGUCGUCCUUCAGCGUACCGUGUCAUGCGGCGGCGUCAGGCCGUCCCGCCGCGGCUACGAGCCGCGGCACGGUCAGCUUGGCCGACGUCGGCGCCGCGUCGACAGCCUUCUACACCGACGAGGUGCGAAAGGAGUCGUACCCAAGCAUGGCGGACGUGCUCGACGCAAAGGUGGCGGACCCGGACCUGCGCCGGCUGAUGCUGACGCUCUUCGGCGCGUUUGCCACUGUCUCGGCAGCGCUCCGCGCCGAGUUGGUCGUCAAGGCGGAGGAGCAGAAGUCGGUGUUUGGCGACGUGCAGCUCGGCGUGGACGUGCUGGCCGACCAGCUGCUGUGGGACGUGUGCCGGAGCGAGCCGCUCAUCAAGACGGGCUCCUCGGAGGAGGCGCCCGACGUGCGCGAGAUGCACGCGGGCGGACGCUUCUGCCUCUGCUGGGACCCGCUCGACGGCUCCGCCAUCGUCGACAACAACUGGGCCGUCGGGACGAUCAUCGGCAUCUGGCCGGCGGCGACCGGCGUCAUCGGCGCGACCGGCCGCGACCAGGUGGCAUCGAUGGUGGCCAACUACGGCCCGCGCACGACCGCGUUUGCAACGCUCGACGACGGCGUCUACGAGUUCACACUCGGCGUGGGCGGCGCGGACGGUUGGCUGUGCUCGCGGGAGAGGGUGCGGAUCUCGCCCCAGUCGAGGAUCUUCUCGCCCGCCAACCUGCGCACCGCGCGGCACGAGCUGCCCGGCUACGGCGAGCUGAUCGACUUCUGGCUCGACCAGCGGUACACGCUCCGCUUCUGCGGCGGGCUGGUGCCCGACAUCUGCCAGCAGUUCUCCAAGGGGCAGGGCGUGCUCACCAACCCGCCGGGCGGCGACACGGCGCCGGCCAAGCUGCGUCUCGCCUUUGAGUGCGCGCCCUUCAGCCUUCUCGUCGAGGCCGCCGGCGGCAAGUCGUCGGACGCCGUGACGGGAGGCUCCGUCCUCGACGUGCCGAUCGAGGGAAUCGACCAGCGCACCUCGAUCGCGAUCGGCUCGGCGGACGAGGUGGACAGGUUCAACGCGCUCGUCCUCCCGUCGGUCCGGGCAGGGCCGAUCCCCUACAUGGAUGGGCAGCCGACCACACACGGCCUCAACGCCGGCAAGGCGCCCGCGCCGCGGCCGCCGCAAGACGGGCGGCGGUCGCCAAUCUUUCUCGCAGAGCCGUCGGGCACCGAAAACGGCAAGGCGCCGCCCGCGAGCCAGCAGCGAGGCGGGUGGGGCGACCAAAACGUGUACUGAGAGAGCCGCUCGCGCGCCUCGAGUGAGGGCAUGACGUCGGUUUCACACUCGGAGUCGUUUCGAUGUUCACGUACUGUGAGUUGAAAAGACAGAGAUAUGCUAUGUCAC
This is a messenger RNA of Emiliania huxleyi CCMP1516, 1452 nucleotides long. RefSeq names its product SBPase. Lineage: Eukaryota; Haptophyta; Isochrysidales; Noelaerhabdaceae. The record is from RefSeq and is a predicted model, not a curated record. The coding region runs from base 28 to 1344 and encodes 438 amino acids. Gene Ontology annotation, molecular function: fructose 1,6-bisphosphate 1-phosphatase activity. Gene Ontology annotation, cellular component: cytoplasm. Gene Ontology annotation, biological process: gluconeogenesis; fructose 6-phosphate metabolic process; sucrose biosynthetic process. The transcript is spliced from 7 exons.